This is a messenger RNA of Macrosteles quadrilineatus (aster leafhopper), 1000 nucleotides long. RefSeq names its product transcription factor BTF3 homolog 4-like. NCBI's taxonomy places the organism in Eukaryota, Metazoa, Arthropoda, Insecta, Hemiptera, Cicadellidae. The transcript is spliced from 2 exons. Bases 187 to 747 code for a protein of 186 amino acids. The record is from RefSeq and is a predicted model, not a curated record. Gene Ontology annotation, cellular component: cytosol; nascent polypeptide-associated complex.
AUAUCGUCAAUCGUCAUCCUCCGUUUGCCGUUCUUUCUGUGUGCAAGAAACCAAGCACGUGUGUUGAUACUUUAGUGCAUACCUUAUUCAUAAAUGUGUUGUUUAUUAUAUGUUAUUCGUUCUUAGUUCUUACUUUCUGUAAAAGUAGAGUUUUCGUUUUUCCUUACCAAACCUAAACAAAUCGCCAUGAAUCAAGAAAAGUUGAAGAAACUUCAGGCCCAAGUGAGGAUCGGAGGGAAAGGUACACCGAGAAGAAAGAAGAAGGUUGUACAUGCUACUGCUGCAACAGACGAUAAGAAACUUCAGAGCUCUUUAAAGAAGCUUUCAGUAAAUACUAUUCCAGGUAUUGAAGAGGUUAAUAUGAUUAAAGAAGACGGAAGUGUUAUUCACUUCAACAAUCCCAAGGCCCAAGCCUCAUUGGCCGCCAACACAUUUGCCAUUACAGGACAUGGAGAAAACAAGCAAAUCACAGAAAUGUUACCAGGAAUUCUUAGUCAGUUGGGUCCUGAAGGAUUGACACAGCUAAAGCGAUUGGCUACAAGUGUUGCAAGCAGUGGCGCUGGUGGUAAAACUGCCAUCGAAGAGGAUGACGAAGUUCCUGAGCUGGUUGAAAAUUUUGAUGAAGCCAGCAAAGAGGAAGUACCCGUCAAUGUCGCUGCAGAAAAAGAUGCAAAUUCCGCUGAAGGAAAAGAAAACAAAGACCCGGUGAAAGCAGAAUCGGAAUCGAAGGACGAUAAAGCUGCUUAAACUCCAAAAUAAGAACUAUCUUCUUUGCUUCUAAACCAACAGAGAGAGCCUAGAGUGCUAGCCAACAUCAUCCAGCCAUCCUGUUGGUCUCUUUAAAUCUUCUUCAUCCUGUUAAAACGUACGUGUACAGGCUACUGUAGCUCUACUCUGUAGUAAAAUUGAAUUGUUUUGUUUUUUAUUAACAAAUAAAUCUGUUUAAUUUCAUAUUCUGUGUUGGUCAGUACUCUAUAAAAAAUAAACAUGUACUAUAUUA